Molecule: messenger RNA, 355 nt
Organism: Chionomys nivalis (European snow vole)
Lineage: Eukaryota; Metazoa; Chordata; Mammalia; Rodentia; Cricetidae
Product: cytochrome c oxidase subunit NDUFA4-like
Exons: 1
Coding region: 56-304 (82 amino acids)
Source: RefSeq, a predicted model, not a curated record
UGUGUGUCCCGCGCUCGAUCUCCUGUCUCCGUGGAGGUAGGCCUCUGCCGCAAACAUGCUCCGUCAGAUCAUCAGGCAAGCCAAGAAGCAUCCCAGCUUUAUUCCUCACUUCGUAUUUAUUGGAGCAGGAGGUACUGGAGCAGCACUGUAUGUGAUGUACCUGGCAUUGUUCAAUCCAGAUGUCAGCUGGGACAGGAAAAAUAACCCAGAGCCUUGGAACAAACUGGGUCCCAAUGAACAAUAUAAGUUCUACUCAGUGAAUGUGGACUACAGCAAACUGAAGAAAGAAGGCCCUGACUUCUAAACCGUGAAGCUCACGAUAAAGCUUCUUAUAAUGAAGGUCUUUCAGAAGCAU